AUGGAGACGGGCCUCACGUCCAACGCGGUUCUGUUGGAGACAAUCAGCAACGCCACGUCCGUGCCGCUGCAGAGCAUGGCGGUGGUGGACAGCAACAACAAACCGCUGAAGCGGGCCUCCCGCAUUGGUGACGGCGACGUGUACCGCCCGGUGCGUAUCGGCUUCACUACGGCGGCCGAUGCCGCUAAUGUACGCAGCGCCAUCGCGGCGGGUCUCGUGCCGCACGUGCGGUUGCCGGCGACCCCUACCGAAAGCAGCGGCCUCUCGCAGCGCGACAAAAUCGUCAUCGGCUGCACUGUCGGCAUCGGCGUGCCGUUCAUCAUCCUCAUUAUCGUGCUGGUCUGCUGCUCCUGCCGUCGUCGCGGUGGCGGCUUGAAAGGGAACCGGAGUGACGGCAUCGAAUUCUCGAAGCUCAGCCCCAGCAACAAAGACCUCAUCGACUUAGACAUCAACACAACGCGUCUGACGACGGCGCCGACGGUGCCCAUCAAGCAGCAGGGACUACACUGA
This is a messenger RNA of Trypanosoma grayi, 510 nucleotides long. RefSeq lists its product as hypothetical. The record is from RefSeq and is a predicted model, not a curated record. The transcript has a single exon. The coding region runs from base 1 to 510 and encodes 169 amino acids. NCBI's taxonomy places the organism in Eukaryota, Euglenozoa, Kinetoplastea, Trypanosomatida, Trypanosomatidae.